UAUUUCAUUUUUGCUGAACCUGUUUCUGUUGAGAAAUACUUCUCUUGCUUGGCAAGUUUUUGUGCUUUCACCCCUUUGUACAGGCUAUGAUGGCCAUGGUGGGAGGAUCCUGUGACUAUAGGAUGGAGGCGGGGCUAGCUGGGAGGCAUUUGGGGGGGGAGUGGAUGGGCUGAAGUCCUAAAGUUAUAGGCCACUGUUCACUUUUUACCCUGCUUGCAAACAUAAUCCUCAUUUUGAAAAUCUUUGCCUUGAUCGAGGGAAAUAGCUAAAAUUCUCCUCGAGGGAAAAGAAAACGAAAACUGAGGUGCAGACGAUAAAAAACUUUUUGUAGAAAAAUUAAGGGGGGCGCUUGAUUUGUACCCAAACGUCGAUACAAUGAAUAUUAUUCACUUAUUUUCAAAGGUUAGGGCCGGCACCCGACUAACUCUUUGUGAAUUCGAAUGCGCGUACAAAGUGUAAGUAAUACUUAGAAAAUGGUGGUCGCGCAGAUGUUCUAUUCGUCUUUAAAUUCCCAACUACAAAACAUCAUAUUUUCAACUGCAGACGUUCUUAACAGUCAAUUUUGCAAGCAUUAAAUUCUCACUAUACACUGGACGAGAAUUGUGAUAAACUCUCAGAAGAAACGAUGGAGCAGGUUUCUCUAUCAUUGAACGCUAAGGAGUGUCAGCAAUGGGUGAAAAUCACAGGCCUGAAGACAAAAUAUGAGAAUCACAUAAAGACAAUGAGGAUACGUGUGAUGGGACCACACCUUUUCGGGGAAGAAUUCCUCCCCGUCGAAGUGCAGCGAUGGGCGGAGGAAGCCUCACUAUCAACUUACAUAGACAAAUGGAUAGAGGUGGAACCAGUUGAUGUUGACGAAUACUACAAAAUGGACUACUUGACUGAUGCUAUUCAGUUGGUUGCAAAUCAAGUUUCAAUUAAUUCACAGUCUAAUGGAGGGGAUUUUCCACGUUUAAUGGAUUUAGUAGUAAAAUUGAACAAGGUAUCAAAUUUAUCCGAUGCGAAAGAAUUAGCAGAAGAGGAAGUUGUUUUUGAAAGACUUUGGAAACGUCUCCCCCCUGCUGAUGAAGAUGCAAAAGUAGCUCUAAUGAUAGCUGUUUAUACUUAUAUACAAUUUGCUGGCGACACUGUUAGAAAAAAAGAUUUAUUUGGUGAAAUGACGUUCAUAGAUCCAAGGGAGAGAAAGAUCGUUGAAGAGUAUAAGAAUAAAGGGAACGACGAGCAUAAAAACGAUCAUUAUUCAAAAGCGGUGUCGCAGUACAACAAAGCGAUACGCAUAAGCCGUUAUGACCACAAUCUUUACAAUAAUCGUAGCUUGGCGUUCCUCAAUAUGAAGAGAUUCAACCACGCCCUGAUGGACGCCAAGAGGGCGCUGAUAAUAAAUCCCAACUCUUCAAAGGCGCAUUAUCGCUACUCCCAGGCUUUAUUUGAGCUUGGUUACAUCAAGCUGGCCCUCAAAUCCAACUCCUUAGCGAUAGAACUCUUCAAGAAAAGCUCUCACAACGACAGUAGCGUCAAGGAUCUAGAAACACAACGGAUGAAGUUUGAUGAGAGGAUUAAAGCAACACCUUGUCUGGAUGAUGUACCGGACCUCGUUGACCCAUCCAGUUCAGAUUCUGAGUUUAGUGACACGGAGCAAGGGGAGGUUGAAUAUCAAAGAGGUGCUAUAAAGGAAAAUCAAAAUGUUGGUCGUCACAAAGUUUUUUUGCCGGAGGACACAAAGGCUGCGUUGAAGUAUCCCAAGAAGCAGCGUUCAGACGGCAACAAGAAAGAGGAGAAGAAGGCUAAGAAAAGGAAACAAAAGGAGAUGUCAAAUGAAGAGAAAAAGAGAGCAGAGUCUGAUGCAGCUAAGAGGGAACAGGAGGCAAAGGAAGAGACAAGACGACAGGUUGAAGACGAGGAAAGGAAGACAGCAAAGAAGAGGGAAGAUGUGAGAGCCCGUGUGGAGGCAGCACUGAAGGAGAAGGCCAAGAUGCAAGAAAAAGAGCAGAAAGAACAAGAGGAAGCCCGCAAGAUACUUGAGGAAAUCGCGUUUGAGAAGGCUAAGAUGGAACUAGUGAGAAUCCGAGAGGAGAAUGCGAGAAAACUGGAAGAGGAAGCGAAGAGGAGAGAAGCUGCCAUGAAGAAUCAACAGGAGAAGGCGAUGAAUGAUGAACAACAGAAAGAGAUGGAAGCGAAGAAUGAGUUGGAGAGUCAGCUGAAACACGGCUCAGAGGCCAUGAUAGAGCAACGAGGCCGACAAGCUUUCAUGUAUUACAAGGCUGCUAUGGACUUGAUUACGAAGUCAUCCAAAAAGUAUGGAGGUAUGUGUGAGGAAGACUACGUCACAUUUCUUUACGCUUACGGCAUGGCAUGCCUGGAGUCCGGCAUUGAUGAGGAAAUCGUUGACGCUUCCAGUAAAUUCAUGAAUAUCAUUGAGAAUCAUAAUCGGAUUCGGAUACCUCUACCCUACUACGGACUUUGCCAGUCAUUCCUUAAGCAAAACAAGUUUUCUGAUUUAGAUGAUCCAUUAGGCAAGGCUAAGUACAUGGCAGAGAAGUUCACCAGUGUGGUCGAGACUUGGCCGGGUACGAAGCGCAAGAUUGAGGUGACAGAAGAGGGGAAGAUGGAGCUUGCACUUGCCGAUCUGGAGUCGAUUUUCAAGCAUCCCCCUUCGCCAGACGCCAUCUGCCGCUAUAAAGCCUGCCCUCACAAGCCCGAGAUCUACCUGACCGAUGUCGGGUUCAAAGGUUUUGUCAAGGUGAUAUGCAGCGAACGAUGUCACAUGGACUAUCAUGUGACAUGCUGGAAGAAGGUCAAAGGGGAGGAGUUCUUUGACGCUAGUACGGAAAAGGAGAUUUUGGGUAAAGAUUGUGGCACUCCGGAUUGUGACGGAUAUUUCUUUAGCGUGGAAAUAUUAGGACCAGACGGGUUGUGCAUCACUAAGCAUGGUCUUUUAGACAGUGACAAAACCAAGGCGAGAAAGAACAAGGGAGCCAGUAAGCAACAGUCUAAGAAGAAUCGGAAGCUGCAGAAACAGGAGGAGCCCAAGAAGCAGGGGAAUGAGAAGGCCCAAGGAGGCGUGGAGAUCGAGAAGUCUGGUCUUGACGAGCGGAAAGAACAACAGGAGAUUGAGAAGAAGCCAAAUCAGGAGAAGAACGAAAUAGUAAUGUCAGAUAAGAUGAAGGCAGAGUGUGAGCCCAACGGUUUGGGUCCAGGGUUGAACAGAGUGCCUGUUGCCUACUUUACAGUCGGCGAGUCGAGGACUAGCUCCAAGGCGGUGGCAGAUGGAAGGGAUGGGGAUGAUGACAUGGAUGAAGAUGACAUGGAGGAGGCGGUGUACGUCCUCAAGAGGGAGGACAAGGAGCAAAUGGAGUUGACUACUUCUCAGGCAAAGACAAAAGCAGUGAGACCCAAAACAAAGAAGGGGAAGAAGUCAAAGGAAACGGCGGCGCCUAUUGAAGUAAAGCUCAAAUCUGGUUCCAUGAGAGAUAAGAUAUUUUCAAAUCCUGCAAACAGCAUAUUUAACAAGUGCACAAUCAUAAGCAAUGUUGCCUUUCCAGGACUGUUUACAAACCAGCCCUUUACAACUCCACCAAGCCUCCAAGAGGCUAAAAGUGAGUUUGAGGAAACUUACAAGGCCAAGAAGUCGCACAAGAAAGUGGAUAAGAAGAUGCCCAAGAAGAUGGCCGAGCUGACGUCUGCUGCAGUCGCCAAGUCGCAAGAGGAGAGGAGCCAAAUCACAGCUUUACAAUUGCAUUUUGAAGAAGUUCUCGGACGUCUUGGUCCCGUACCAAUAACCGAUACUCUACUCAGCAACGAGCUGAAAAGCAUGCCGUCUGAACAUCAAGCUGUCGUCGAACGCGCCGGCGGUCUCGACAAGUUCCUCUUGAACUCAUCCAACUUCAAGAUGGUAGAGGAUCACGUCUGUCUACUCCAAGACGUCGCCAAGUGCAAAGGAAUCGUGGAGUGCGCCAAAGCUCCCAAGGUGAAGUCAUCGUCCCUCCCAGCCACAACUGAGGCUGGGGGAGGGCAUUCGUACUGGACUAAUUCUCGUGCUAACCUAGCCCCGGAACAUUUCCCGGACAUCAAUGAAUCUCUGGCUAGCAGUGCAGCGGAGGGUGGACAGAGGAAAUCUGACAAAGCGGCAACGCCUUCUAAAAUGGACACUCUUGAGGACAUCUUCCUUGAUUCGGAAGAAACCCGUGCAGCCAGAAUGAUGUCUGUGCUAGACGGCAUUGGCAAAGUGGAACCAAAGUCACAUAUUGAAACUUCAGAAGUUGAGGAACAAUCAGGAGACUAUGCUGAAACUCAUGAAAAGGAUAAUGCGUCUGUGUAUAAAAUCAAGCCACUUAUGACAGAUGAACAAAGCCGUCGUACAGCGGAUGGACUUGAGUUUAAGCCUGAUGUUGACAAAGCCAGUGAUUUAAGCUCUCUAAACGAUGCCCCUCCCAGUAUAUUGAAUGAAAUAUUUUUCCCGCAUAAAGUAAACGCGGCCAACGGACAACCGAAUAGAAUUAAUCAAAGUGUUUCAUUACCGUCUGGAGGUCAAUCUGGGGUUAUUAAUGGGUCAAAGGUCGAUGGGGAUAGCAAUAUGGCGUCUAAUUCCGCUGAUAAGUUUGCAAUUGGUGCCAGUGUUUCCUUGGGACCUGAUUCUUGUAUGCCAAGUAAAAUUUUAAAAGACACCUCUAUAAAUUUGCCGACAAACUCAGAAAUAACUAAAAAUGAAGAAAUCAGCAAAUCCAGGACAGUGUCUAUGGAUUCUGAACAGGGGUCUGGCGCUAAAGAAGACGUCGUAGACUGCGGCGAGAGCGGGUUUUAUUCUACCAGAAGUAGCGAGAGCUCCAGCCUGUCCUCUGAUAGUAGCAGCUUCUCAUCUGGCAGGAACACCGCUUCAAAUCUCUCCUCUGAUUCCCAAUCAUUGAACCAAGACUCUGUGAAGGAUGGCAGAGGUAACUCAAUUAUCAAUACAAAAUCAAAUGUAGGUUCGGACGAGAGAACUGAUGUGGAUUCUCCGGCAAAGCAAGAAGACCAAUUAAAGUCAACUAAGGAGAAAACUAACGAAAGUCUGGUAAGCGCCGAGAAUGCGUCCCCGAGUCAAGAGAAUCUUGAAACCUCGAAAUGCAACCCAACCGAAUCUCCUCUACCUACCACAGACACUCCCGCCGCUUCGACAGUCAGCGUCACCAAGUAUAAUGAACUCUUGCAGAAAUACAAAAUGAUCUACGAGGCGUGUAAGGUGUACACGGAACGUAAGAAGUCGUUGAAGUGUACGUGGACCCAGUGUCCAAAGCAAACCAUGCAAGCUAGAGGCGCUAACACGGAGCCAACGAUGAUGCAACUUAUCGCUGAAAGUCCACAAGUCAGUCAAUUACAAAUGGAUGUGCGAGAAAUGCAUGUAAAAUUAUCGGAGUCUGAGAAGCUUUAUCGUAUCCAAGAGAAAAAGCUAAAGAGUGAAGUGGAAACAUUCAAAACACAGGAAAAGGAAACGAGAAAUUGGGUGACUGGUUUUGAACACAGAAUCAAUUCACUUGAGAGAGACAAGAAAGUCUUGGAGCAAGAGAAAGGUGAUCUAAGGAAAGAGGUUUUCCAGCGGGAUGCAGAGGUUAGACACCUAGAGCAUCAGAUAGCCAAGCUGAAUGCAGAGCUAAAGUUGAAAGAUGAGCAGUCUGAAGUGACAGCUAAGAAUAUGCAGACUGAAAAGGAUCUGUGGUUAGCUGAGAAGAUGAAAAUUGAGGAGUCCUCAGCCAGCUUGAUAAGGUCGGAACAGCGGAUACAGAAGCAAUGUCAGGAAGCAGAGAUUAUGGUACUCCAUCUGCAAUGUGGUCGGGAUCUUACUCCGGUGACGAAUGCAAUUCAAAACUGUGAAAACGAACUCAAUAGGUUGAACCACUAUGUACAAAGUGGUAGGGGUCUGACUGAUUACCAGAGGGAGUAUAUGAACACAUGCCCGAAGAGUCUGGAGGACAAUAUUGCCAAUGGGGCCACACUUAAGAGUAAGUAUGAGGAAUACGUACUGAAGAUUAAGUCUGGACAUUCGCUUAGUCAGCUACCACCCAUCGAGCCUCCGAAACCUGUCCGGCCAAAAAUCCUAGCAAUGCCCCCACAUAUAAUGGCGCAGAGGGGACGACCUGGAAUUGAUAUGUCAUACGGGAUGCGUACGCAUGGUCCAAUAAACUUACGAAUGCCGACACCCAACUAUAACCCCUAUCAAAUGGGCCUGUCUAAUCAGCAAAUGGCCCCGCCCAAUCAAAUGGCCUCGCCCAAUCAAAUGACCCAAUCGGAUCAAAUGGCCUCACAAAUGGCCCAGCAAAAUCAAAUGGCUCAGCAAAAUCAAGUGGCUCCAAAUCAAUUGCACCAACCUGGUCAAAUGGCCCCGGCCGGCCAAAUGGCCCCGGCCGGCCAUAUGGGCCCGCUUGGUGGCAGUCACAAGAUGGCAGUCACAAGUGCUAAUGUUGGAUCAGCAAAUCGACAGGUAGACACCCAUUCACCUUCACCUGUGCCUGGAGAUCCAAAUAUGGUGGCAGCAGCGGGAUCAACUAACCGGUAUCAGAGGGAGCAACAAGAGAUCCAGACCAUGCCUCAGCAGCGAGAACCCUCACCACCUUCAGUACCCGUCUCAAUGGGGCUCUCUACCCAAUCGUCUGGAUUCAAAGAAAGGCAAGCUCCUAAAGACGCAGCCUAUCCAGGAAGGCAGCCACAUAGCCACCCCCACAUACAUGCUGCCAAGAUACCAGUGUCUCUUGCUGGAGCACAUCCCCCUUGGAUUGCCCCAGCUACAUCGGCAGAUAGGAUGUCGGGACAAAGUCCAGGACUGCAAAGCAGUCAGUUCAGUUAUCAGCAGAGUUUGCGACAGGCUCAACAACAAGAGCAGCCCCAGACACAGUCAACUUCACCAGCUACAUCGGCAGAUAGGAUGUCGGGACAAAGUUCAGGACUGCAAAGCAGUCAGUUCAGUUAUCAGCAGAGUUUGCGACAGGCUCAACAACAAGAGCAGCCCCAGACACAGUCAACUUCACCAGUAACUGUUUCCUCCUUCAGUGGACCUCAGAUGAGUGUUUUACCACCCAGUCAGGCAGCCAAGGCUCCUCAAAAACCAGCCCCAGUGAAUGGAGCUGCAGCCCAGCCGAAAAGCAACUUUGACAAAAUCAUCUUUCCACUUCAGAACAUGUUUCCCGAGUUCAACAAAGUGCAACUGACGAAGGUGAUCAAAGACGUGAGAGCCGCAAACAAUAACUCCCUCUCUGGCCUGUCAAUUGAGGAGAUCAUCCAUCGUGCUGCGGAGCUCAUUUUGAACCAGCAGAAACCGUCCUCUGAAUUACAGAGGAUGAACUCUCACCAGCUGGCCGCCAUCACCCAGCGGCCACCGAACGGCUUUGGGAACCAAAAGUGGGAACCGGCUAAGCCGCCUCCUAAGUCUGCUUGGGCCUCCAAGAAGGCAGAGAAGAUAGACUUUGAGGAGGAGGAAGACCCGUGUGUCAUCUGCCAUGAAGAGAUGAACAAGAACAUAGUCACUCUGCGCUGUGGACAUAAGUUCCAUCCUUAUUGUAUUAGACUGUGGCUGCAGGAACAACGUACUUGUCCAACUUGUCGAAACUACACAUUGCUCCCAGAGGACUAUCCUGCACCCAUUAAAAAAUGAGAAAUGACCCAGAUGAGUAUCCAACACCCAUUUAAGGAAUGACAAUGGACAAGUUGCUCUUGUAUGAGUAUCCAACACUAAAAAAUAGAAAAUUACAUGUUAUUCCCGAUUGAGUAUCUAACACCCAAUUAAGAAUGGCUAAUCGACAUGUUUAUCUCGGAUGAGUAUCCUGACACCCAUUUAAGGAUGGCUAAUCGACAUGUUUAUCUAGGAUGAGUAUCCUGACACCCAUUUAAGGAUGUGAUUGACAAGUUGCUAAGUAUCCACCACUCAUCAAUGGAAAACUACUUGUUUUUCCCAAAUGGGUAUCUAACACCCAAUUAAGAAUGACAAGCUAUUCAAUACUCAUGAUGAGUACCAUACACCUAAUGGACCCUUCCCAUAAAAUAUGCUAAUUACAUUCACGCAUGCGUACAGACCCUAUUGGUUGGCAAACGCGAUAGAGUUGUGCACUAAGCAGACGCGCAAACGCUCUGAGUCAUGCAGCCAUUAGUCGUGUACAAAACAGCACGAUGUUUCCUUAUUUUUGCCAACCAAAAUGUGCAAUUUACAUAUUUCAUGGGAAGGGUCUAUUGUUUUAAUUCGUUCAGUUUACUUUAAUAAUAUUUUACUAGUUUGAAUCAACAUAAAACGGUGUGACUUUUAAAGUUUAUUAUUGAGUUACUUACUGUGUGCAGGCCUUGGACUUUGCUUUUGAAGGGGCGUAGCAAUUGUUCUUUGGUAAUGGUUUUUCUAUGAGGAAAAUGUAAGUAUUUUGUCUUGGAAAUUGCAAAGGCAACCACGGCAAAUGAUGCGGGUGCCAGAGCCUUGAGAGUGUUCAUAAUGUAGUAGAUUUACUUUUGGAAUGUUAGUGUUUUAAGUGUUUUAUGAGUUGUAAGGAAACGUUCAUUUCCACGUUUAUGCUAUCACAAGAACAAUUAUCUUGUUUACAAAUACAAAUGUAUAUACACAGUUGAUUCCUUGAGC
Messenger RNA from Asterias rubens (European starfish), 8587 nucleotides. RefSeq lists its product as uncharacterized. Gene Ontology annotation, molecular function: zinc ion binding; protein binding. The record is from RefSeq and is a predicted model, not a curated record. Lineage: Eukaryota; Metazoa; Echinodermata; Asteroidea; Forcipulatida; Asteriidae. Bases 626 to 7621 code for a protein of 2331 amino acids. The transcript is spliced from 37 exons.